Molecule: messenger RNA, 1818 nt
Organism: Drepanopeziza brunnea f. sp. 'multigermtubi' MB_m1
Lineage: Eukaryota; Fungi; Ascomycota; Leotiomycetes; Helotiales; Drepanopezizaceae
Source: RefSeq, a predicted model, not a curated record
AUGGCGAUCCUCGGUGGCCCGGACGGUAUGAUUGAGGUCCGGCUUGUGAAAUUACCCUUCGAUGCCGCCGCCCGUGUCUACUUUGACGAGUAUGAGAAGCUGGGUGAUCCAUAUCCGCCCAAUCCAUGCUACGAAUGUACAAGGUUCAUCGCACCAGAAAAUGGUCCGUAUGGCAUCGAGAUUACAUUGAAGAAAGGGCUAAAGAUCAAUAAAUACCGCUGGUUGGGAUUAAACAUUUUUGAUAGAGCCCGGAAUGCUCUUGUUGCAGUGGAGCAUAUCAGAAAGAAAGCUCCAUCCCUAUCAAAAUUCUUGAACAAGGAUCAAGUUCAUCUCAUCACUACUUUUGGAAAGGUUGUACUGAGUGGGACUGUGUUAAAAGAUGCAUCCCUCAGCCUCGAAGGGCUUGUACCUGACGAAAACCUUGCCAAAGAGACCGAUGUCCAAGGGAUCGAUGUCAGUAAACUUGGCGGCAUUCAAGUUCAGGUAUACUUGGCCACCAAAGCCAAUAUGUCAACCUAUAGCGAGCAAACGUAUCAAGCGAAAGUCGCAAAACACAAUGCGCGCUUCACAUCGCAAGCUAGUAAGGUAGAUGCGAAGAGUUUCGAGAAAGAUGGUAUUACACAUAAAAUCGGAGUAACAGGAGGCGUGCCUACAGGCGCUCCAAAUUUCCCUGAAAGAACGAUGAUGCAGUAUGGUCAGGUUUCGACCAAACAUAAAUUCAACUUCUUGUGCCGCAGUCGAGACUUCAUUGAAAACAAAGCAGGGCUAUUUAAGGACCAUGUUCCUCUAGAACUCCAGCCAUGGGAUUUGUUGAAAAUAUCUGAUCGCGCAGCGUGUUUCAGAAAACUCCAGAAUCACGACAAAGAUAGGUUCUGGAAAAUGAAGGUGAUCGAUGCGGGCUCGGAAGCGGAUUCUCAAUCGAUUUACAAGAAUCUCUUCAAAGAAGGAAUCUUGCCAAUCCAUUGGCGUGUAUGGAGCGCAUACGGGAAGCGAGAGAGGGAACUUGUGUUCCAAAUGCUCCAGGAUCGCCGCAAGUUUUUCGAUAAAGGAGAAUAUCCGCCUGAGCCAGGAGCCGUGAACGUUGCGCCAGAAGCUGCUAAAGCCCAGGCCGCACCUAUCAAGGCCGAGCCUAUUAUUGAAGAAACCAUCGUUGCUGAGCCCGCCGCUACCCAAUCGCCCAUUGCAGAGCCUAUCGUCACAACCGCCAUCAAGAACGAGCCUGAAGAAGCAUCGUCAACACGAAAAGCCCAAACCCCACCGCCAGAGGUUAUCAUCACUGAUGACACUCCUCCUCGCCACGAUAACCAGCUCGCACCAGCAACAACGACCGUCAUCAAGAACGAGCCUGAAGAAGCGCAAACACCGUCAAAACCAAAAGCCCGAAAACCCCAGGCCGAAGCCAUCAUCAUUAUCGACGACACUCCUCCUCGCCACAACCUUCGGCCUGCAGCCGCUCCAGUCCCAGCCCCAAAGCUCACCAUCAAGAGCGAGGAAAUCGACAGUACUACUGCCCUCCAGCCCUCACCUCAAGCCAAACGUCCCUCAACUAAGCCAGACUCUCCUACGCCAGCAAAGAGAGCCAAAGUCAAGGUCGAGCCAGACGCGAACGUCGUCACGAUCACCGACGACCACAACGACGACGACGACGACGACGAUGCUGUUGCCGAAUUAGAGGCCCACGAAGAACAGAUCCGGCAGGAGAUCUUGCAUGCCGAGCGACUAGCUGAACUGAUGCGUGAGCGACGAGAAGUUCGGCAGAGCCUGGCUGCGCGGAGAGGCGGAAGAGGAGGAGGAGUCAGCAAGCGAGCGCUAAUCUAA